CUCUCAUCCUUUGCAAAGAUGGCAACCGAGGGGCUGCAAGAGAACGAGACCCUGGCAUCGCUGAAGAACGAGGCCGAGAGCCUCAAAGGCAAGCUGGAGGAGGAACGAGCCAAGCUGCACGAUGUGGAACUGCAUCAGGUGGCGGAACGCGUGGAGGCGUUGGGCCAGUUUGUGAUGAAGACGCGAAGGACGCUAAAAGGCCACGGCAAUAAAGUCCUCUGCAUGGACUGGUGCAAAGAUAAAAGAAGAAUUGUCAGCUCUUCCCAGGAUGGGAAGGUGAUAGUUUGGGACGCCUUCACCACCAAUAAGGAGCAUGCCGUGACGAUGCCUUGUACCUGGGUGAUGGCCUGUGCCUAUGCUCCAUCAGGAUGCGCCAUUGCUUGCGGCGGUCUAGACAACAAAUGCUCUGUAUAUCCACUGACCUUUGAGAAAAACGAGAAUAUGGCAGCCAAGAAGAAAUCGGUGGCCAUGCACACCAACUACCUGUCAGCUUGCAGCUUCACUAACUCAGACAUGCAGAUCUUGACCGCUAGUGGAGACGGCACUUGUGCGCUCUGGGAUGUCGAAAGCGGGCAGCUGCUGCAGAGUUUUCACGGCCACGGGGCGGAUGUCUUGUGCCUGGAUCUCGCUCCUUCAGAAACGGGGAACACCUUUGUGUCAGGGGGGUGUGAUAAAAAAGCCAUGGUCUGGGACAUGAGGACUGGCCAGUGUAUUCAAUCUUUCGAAACCCAUGAAUCAGACAUUAACAGCGUCAGGUACUACCCAAGUGGAGAUGCCUUUGCUUCCGGCUCCGAUGAUGCCACAUGCCGUUUAUAUGACCUCCGAGCGGACAGAGAAGUGGCCAUUUAUUCCAAAGAGAGCAUCAUCUUUGGUGCAUCCAGUGUGGACUUUUCUCUUAGCGGCCGCUUACUAUUUGCUGGUUACAAUGACUACACCAUCAACGUGUGGGACGUUCUAAAAGGCGCUCGUGUGUCUAUUUUGUUUGGCCAUGAGAAUCGCGUCUGCACUUUGAGGGUUUCGCCCGAUGGGACGGCGUUCUGCUCAGGAUCAUGGGAUCACACUCUUAGAAUCUGGGCUUAAUCCUCCGCGCUGUAUCCAAAUAUGCAUUAAAAUUGACAUCAUGGGAUAAAACAGCCACAUGAAAUCUCAGUUUUGGCGAGAGUCAAAACUGCAGCAAAGAUACGUAGUGCAACAAGGUGACAGUUAAAAGAUUAUUGAAUGCUACAUUGUCAGUGUUUAUCACGUUGUUGACCAAACACAAACACGACUAGCUAGAAAAGGUAAAUAUUCUUUUAUUAUACAAUGGGAGGGGGGUGAAAUCUAUGUGUGGUAUAUUAAUAAGCUGUUUUUAAUUCUUUUUUUGAAACUACCUUUUUUCUUAGAAAUAGUUUAAUAAUUCUAAAGCCAGACUUCUAUCGAAAAAACGUGUAAAACAGAAUUUAGUAUUUUAGUGCACAUUGUGUAUGUAAUAUACUUGCAUGAGAUUACAUUUCUUCCUAAAGUCAACUUGGAAAUAAAACAGACUCCAGCUUUUUAUCAGGGUAUCCGCAGGCUCAUUUGCACAUUCUGUAGAAGCAGCAAGAGAAAAAAAGGUCUAAGCGAUUCAGGAUUCCUCUUCCCAGCCUCUGGGAUCUUGUAUACCAUGGGGUGAACAAAGCCAAUGUUGAGCUGCAACUCCCAUCAUCCCCAACCACCAUGGCAUGAUGGGAGUU
Molecule: messenger RNA, 1712 nt
Organism: Elgaria multicarinata webbii
Lineage: Eukaryota; Metazoa; Chordata; Lepidosauria; Squamata; Anguidae
Gene: GNB5
Product: G protein subunit beta 5
Exons: 11
Coding region: 19-1080 (353 amino acids)
Biological process (GO): G protein-coupled dopamine receptor signaling pathway; G protein-coupled receptor signaling pathway
Cellular component (GO): cytoplasm; heterotrimeric G-protein complex
Molecular function (GO): protein binding; signaling receptor complex adaptor activity
Source: RefSeq, a predicted model, not a curated record